Rotaria sordida is the source of this 570-nucleotide messenger RNA. The record is from the annotation of a GenBank genome assembly. Lineage: Eukaryota; Metazoa; Rotifera; Eurotatoria; Philodinida; Philodinidae.
AUGGCUCUAUUCUAUGUUGGCUAUUUAAUAGCUGUAUCAAGUACAAUUGCAUUCAUUCUUGCUAUAUUGACACCAAAAUGGAUUUAUCCAAAUUCUCCUACAUAUCCAAAUGAAACAAAUUAUCGUGGGAUUUUUUAUGUUGAUCAAGGUCGUUCAGAUGGAAUAUGUCGUGAUUGGAUUCUUGUCUAUAAACCUUCAGUAGAUUCUUGUCGACCACCGUAUGCUGUUGCAUGUGCAGCAUUAUCAAUCAUAGCAUCUUCACUAUCGAUUAUUCUUCUUUGGCUUGCUGGUGGUUAUCUUUAUCUUCGUCGUCGACGUCUUGCUCCUCAUUUUGUAACAGCUUUAGCUGCAUUGACAUUUUUAAUUUUUUGUAUAACUGUAGUCAUAUGGGUUGUAAUGAUUACAAUGAAUCGUGAUGGAAAUUUAACAAUUCGUCGUGAAAAUAUUGGUUUUUCAACAUGGAUUGCUGUUGGUGCAAGUGGUGGUUAUUUAAUAGCGUGUAUAUUAUUUAUUAUAUAUCGUAUUGAUCUUGGCCAUCGAAGUUCAUCUCACGAUCUAUAUUCUGCAUAA